CCCCCCUUUUCCGGUAGCUGAGAAGGACUCUUCCACUUCUACCCCCAUGAGUCCACGAAGAGAAGCAAACGCAAGUGCCGCAAGAGACAACGUCUUCAGAAAGACAGCAGGGUGAUGAGUGUCCUGGAGCAGCCUGGCUUCAGCCGCCAGAAGAGGGGCUACAGGGAUCUCAAUGAAAUGGAAGUCAACAUCAGCGACCCGCUGUUCAACAAGCAGUGGUACCUGGUGAACACGGGCCAGGCGGACGGGACCCCGGGGCUGGACCUAAACGUGGCUGAGGCCUGGGGACUGGGCUACACCGGUCGGGGCGUCACCAUAGCGAUCAUGGAUGACGGCAUCGACUACCUGCACCCUGACCUGGCAUCUAACUACAAUGCUGAUGCUAGCUACGACUUCAGCAGCAACGACCCGUACCCCUUCCCUCGCUACACAGACGACUGGUUUAAUAGUCACGGCACGCGGUGCGCUGGGGAGGUGUCGGCUGCCGCCAACAACAACAUCUGCGGGGUGGGCGUCGCCUACAACUCCAAGGUGGCAGGUAUCAGGAUGCUUGACCAGCCGUUCAUGACAGACAUCAUCGAGGCCUCGUCCAUCAGUCACAUGCCGCAGGUCAUCGACAUCUACAGCGCCAGCUGGGGCCCCACGGAUGACGGGCGGACGGUGGACGGCCCCCGGGAACUCACUCUACAGGCCAUGGCAGACGGGGUCAACAAGGGCCGCGGAGGAAAGGGCAGCAUCUACGUGUGGGCAUCGGGGGACGGUGGUAGCUAUGACGACUGUAACUGCGACGGCUACGCCUCGAGCAUGUGGACCAUCUCCAUUAACUCGGCCAUCAACGACGGGCGAACCGCCCUGUACGACGAGAGCUGCUCCUCCACACUCGCCUCCACCUUCAGCAACGGGCGCAAACGCAACCCGGAGGCCGGCGUGGCCACCACGGACCUGUACGGGAACUGUACCCUGCGACACUCGGGGACGUCUGCCGCUGCUCCGGAGGCCGCUGGGGUCUUCGCCCUAGCGCUGGAGGCUAAUCCUGACCUGACAUGGCGGGACAUGCAGCACCUGUCGGUGCUCACGUCCAAGAGGAACCAGCUUCACGACGAGGUCCACCAGUGGCGCAGGAACGGCGUGGGCCUGGAGUUCAACCACCUGUUUGGCUACGGCGUGCUGGACGCCGGCGGCAUGGUGAAGAUGUCCCACGAGUGGAAGACCGUCCCCGAGCGCUUCCACUGUGUGGCCGGGUCCAUCCAGGACAACCAUAAGAUCCAGUCUGGCGAGCGGCUGGUGCUGACCAUCGACACAGACGCCUGCCAGGGCAAGGACAACUUUGUGCGCUACCUGGAGCACGUGCAGGCCGUCGUCACGGUGAACGCCAGUCGCCGCGGCGACCUCAACAUCAACAUGACCUCGCCGAUGGGCACCAAGUCCAUCCUGCUGAGCCGCCGACCGCGUGACGACGACGCCAAAGUGGGCUUUGACAAGUGGCCCUUCAUGACCACGCACACCUGGGGCGAGGACCCCCGGGGCACCUGGGUAAUGGAGGUGGGCUUCCAGGGGCCCGAGGCCCAGCGGGGCGUCCUGAAGGAGUGGACGCUCAUGCUGCACGGUACACAGAGUGCCCCGUACAUAGACCAGGUAGUGCGCGACUACCAGUCCAAACUGGCCAUGUCCAAGAAGGAGGAGCUGGAGGAGGAGCUGGACGAGGCGGUGGAGCGCAGCCUCAAGAGCCUGCUGAGUAAAAACAACUGAGCCACCGUCAUGCAUGGGUGCCAAAUGAAGCCCCCCCCCCCCCCCCCCCCCCCCGCGUUCUCUCUCUUUCUCCCUCUCUUUCUUUCUCUAGCUCUCUCUCUCUCUCUCUCCUUUCCCUUUCUCUCUCUUUCUCUUUCUCCCUUUCUCUCUCUCCCUCUUUAUUUCUCUCUCCCUCGUUCGCUAGCUAUGCCUUCUUGCUAGAGCUCCUAUCCUCUCAGUCAAACUCUUGGUCAAUCUCUCUCUUGUUCUUAUGAUCUUCUUGUUUUGUCUACCUCUCUCGUCCCUGACUCUAGGCGCCGCCCAUUUUGGUUUUGUGUUUGAAUUAGUACCCACUUAAAAAUGAAUGUUUCUUGUAAUCCAAAAACAUAAUAAAAGUUUAACCGUCAAAGAAUCUGUUAUAUAUUGAGAGAGAGAAACAGAAAAACAAAACCACAUAUUUGUCUGUUUUUUUACAGUCUACAGAAUUGUACAUACAAAUACGAUCUCUACAGUUUCAUCUUCUUGUUCUUGGCCUCUCCCCGCACCUCUCUACAGUCCACUGUUGUACAGUUUGUGACUGUAAAUUAAUCUUGGUGUCUACUUAAAGUUGAAUAUCUUGCAAACCGAGCGGCGAUACUUCUUUCUGUUUAUAUUUUUGUGACAUGCACUGUUUCUAUAUAAACGAGGAAAGAAAUGUUUUGAUUGAUUUUGCGGUAUGUGGUCCUCCAUUUCAUAAUCUUUGACGAUAUACUAAAUAAUAAAUAUAUUCAGAUGUUUGCUAAA
Messenger RNA from Gadus macrocephalus (Pacific cod), 2511 nucleotides. RefSeq names its product proprotein convertase subtilisin/kexin type 2 (gene pcsk2). Lineage: Eukaryota; Metazoa; Chordata; Actinopteri; Gadiformes; Gadidae. Gene Ontology annotation, molecular function: serine-type endopeptidase activity. Gene Ontology annotation, cellular component: trans-Golgi network; Golgi membrane. The record is from RefSeq and is a predicted model, not a curated record. Gene Ontology annotation, biological process: protein processing.